Molecule: messenger RNA, 858 nt
Organism: Myotis daubentonii (Daubenton's bat)
Lineage: Eukaryota; Metazoa; Chordata; Mammalia; Chiroptera; Vespertilionidae
Gene: POLR3K
Product: RNA polymerase III subunit K
Biological process (GO): DNA-templated transcription; termination of RNA polymerase III transcription
Cellular component (GO): RNA polymerase III complex
Molecular function (GO): nucleic acid binding; zinc ion binding
Source: RefSeq, a predicted model, not a curated record
GAGGCGGGCCUAGUGUCGGCGCCUGAGCCAGGGCGAGGGCUGCGGGACCUGCGGGACCUGCGGGGCGGCAGUCAUGCUGCUCUUCUGCCCCGGCUGCGGGAAUGGGCUCAUCGUGGAGGAGGGACAGCGCUGCCACCGUUUCGCCUGCAACACCUGCCCCUACGUGCACAACAUCACCCGCAAGGUGACGAAUCGGAAGUAUCCGAAGCUGAAAGAAGUGGAUGAUGUGCUGGGUGGGGCGGCCGCCUGGGAGAACGUGGACUCCACUGCAGAGCCGUGUCCCAAAUGUGAGCAUCCGCGGGCCUACUUCAUGCAGCUUCAGACCCGCUCUGCAGACGAGCCCAUGACCACCUUCUACAAGUGCUGCAAUGCGCAGUGUGGACACCGCUGGAGGGACUAGGGCCCGGCUGGCCCGGCUGCGUGCUGUCUGUUUGCCUAUUCCUCAGAGCGGGUUUCCAGCUGGGAGCGAGCACUUGUGUCCUGAGGGCCUUUGCUGGUGUGGCGGAAAUGGGUAGCCCAUCUGCUAUUGUUGGCCUGGGUGUCCGGAAAUGGGUAGCCCAUCUGCCAGUCGGUGGAUGAACUCAUUAAUGUCCAGGGAGAUUUUGCGUGUGGGGAAGAUUAUCCACAACUAAUUAUACUCUGUUUAAAGUCCUGUUCAUUCAUCUUUCACAUUUAUUGGGCAAUUGACAUUCUUUUACCAUCAACCAACACUCUUAAAUAUUUAUAUUGUUUGCAUAACUAAUAAAGUAAAACUUAUUUGGUACAUUAGUUGUUCCUAAAUAUUUAACUGUUAAGUGCAAACUUAAUUUAAUCAAAAUUUAUUCUGGAUAUUUAAUGAAAAUGAAAAGUUUAAUAUUG